AAGAACAGAUCUCGGGGAUGGGUUUUACCGAUGGAAUCAAGAUGGCGACUUUGGCGAAAGCGCCAAUAUAUCUACUGAAGUAAAUGUCCAAAACUAACAGAGAUAGUGGGCUUUCCCUUGUCCGUUGGGGGUUCGGUGAAACACGAAGACUGGGGGCAUGUCUUUGAAACGGAAUUGAGCGGUAAUUUUACCGUAGCGAACCCAGCGAGAUGUGCGAGAACUAUGCCCGCUCGCUGCUGCGUGUUUCGGUGGCGCAGAUCUGCCAGGCUCUGGGCUGGGAUGCGGUGCAGCUCACUGCCUGCGAUCUGCUGUCCGAUGUGCUGCACAGGUAUAUCCAGCAGCUGGCAAGGGUUUGCCAUCGCUACUCUGAGCUUUAUGGAAGAACAGAUCCAGUUCUGGACGAUCUCAGCCAGGCCUUCAGAUUGAUGGGGGUUAAUCUGAGCGAACUGGAGGACUACGUCAGCAACCUGGAGCCCGUGCCAUUCACCCAUCAGACACCUCUCUUUCCUGUUAACAAAAACAACGUCCUGCAGUUUCCUCAGGCUGGAGUCAGAGAUGCAGAGGAGAGAAAGGACUAUAUCCCAGAGUACAUGCCGCCUCUGGUCUCCUUACAAGAAGCAGAAGAAGAGGAGGAAGAGGUCCUUCCUGACAUGGGCACCUCGGCCGAGGCCAUGCAGGUGGCCCUGGAAGAGGACGAGGAGGAAAUAGACGAAGACGAGAUGGUCAAUGACGAAAACCACCCGUUGAAGAGGCACCUAGACAGUCCUGAUGCGGACCUCGGCAUGAUGCCCACCUCCAAGAGGCCACGCAUGUACCCUGGUCUCAGCCCAGAAUGGGGGGUUGAACCCAGGGAGCCUCUCACCUCUCUCAACCCACAGCGAGUCCCCCCAGGCAUCCUGCCGUCCCAUGACAGCCUUGACCCCCUGUCGCCUGAAACACCAUCUGGAGUCCUGCCUCCCUUCAGGCCUCAGCCGGUCAUACCAAAACACUCGGAUCAGAAGGCACUCGCCACUCCGGUUAGAAAGCCGAAAGUCUCGUCCCCUGGCAGGCAACGGACUAAGUCCCCAAAAGGGGUGAUUCCUGUUCCAGUAGCAGGCAGUCCCAUACAUUCUCCGAAACCAUCUAAGGAGCGGAAAAAGUCCCCGGGCAGGACCAAGAGUCCGAAAAGCCCGAAGAUGAGUUCACUUAAAGCACCUCCCCCUCAGAUUAAAGUGGAAGGUCUGCACAAGCUGCCGCUGUCUGCUGUGAGCGAGAGGAUGGGGAAGGAGAACAUUCACCUGCUUCCAGGUCUGGAGGAUCUGCAGAUCCCUGAAGGAUCGUUCAAGAAACUGGAGCCUGAUAACACAGCCAUCGAUGACUCCAUCACCGCUGUGAUAGCUAGAGCGUGCGCCGAGCGUGAACCCGAUCCCUUCGCCUUCUCCUCUGGCUCUGACUCUGACAGCAACGGCUUCUCCAGCCCCAGGAGGCUGACCAUCAUGGAGCCGUCCACCCCUAAAGUCUCCAUCGGGGUUGGGAAUUUUAUAAAGGACACUUCAACGCCGCUUUACCCCCACGCCCCACACAUAGGUCUUGGAAACUGGACUCUGGACGAUUCAAUCAAUGAGGUGAUCCGCAAAGCCAACCAGGGCGGUCCUUCAGCCCUUCCUCCUCCUCUUCCUCCUCCCAACCCAGCUGACUACGUGUCGUCGGGAUCGGCCUCGCCGCCCACCCCCGAGCCGCUGCUCAAGGCGUUUGAGGAGAGGAACAAGAUUGUUCCACCAGCUGACGUGAAGAAGAAGCUGAAGAAGGAGCUCAAAACCAAGAUGAAGAAGAAGGAGAAAGACAAGCCAAAGGACAAAGAUCGGGAAAAGGAUAAGAGCAAGCUCAAGGAGAAGAACAAGGAGAAAAACAGGGAGAAAAACAAGGAGUUCUCCAAGGACAUCAAGAUGCCUUGGAAGGAGUUUGGAAUGAAGGAUGAAGACUUCUUCAUGCCGCGAGACUUUACUCUGCCGGAGGGCUCCAUCAAAAUAAAAUCAAGAGACGGAGAAGGUCCCAAAAAGGAGAAGGAGAAACACAAAGACAAGAAGAAGGAUAAAGAGAAAAGCAAGAAGGACAAAGACAAAAAGGAGAAGAAUAAAGACAGGAGCAAGGAGGAGAAGCAGAAACAGUCUGCAUUAUCAACCUUUUCUCUCGUUGACAUCCCGCCGCUCUUCAGCCCCUCAACCUGCCUGCGGGUGCCUUCCAUGCUGCCUUCAUUGGCUCCCAUCCUCCAUGAGAAGGAAGUGAAGAGCAAGGAGAAGGAGAAGAAAAAAGACAAGAAGGAGAAAAAGAAAAAGAAAGAUAAAGACAAGGAGCGGGAAAAGGCCAAAGAGAAGGAGAGGGAGAAGGAGGAGAAAAGGAAGGAAAAGGAGAGAGAAAAGGAGAAACGGGAGAAGGAGAAAGAAAAAGAGAAGGAGAAAAUUCGACUGGAGAAGGUGAAGAUGGAGACUCCAGCGGUCUUACCGUCUCCAGUCAUUCCUAGGCUGACCCUCAGGGUGGGAGCAGGUCAGGACAAAAUUGUUAUCAGCAAGGUGGUUUCAAAUUCAGUGCCCAAGGCUCCGGGAACCAAGACUCCUGCUGCCAAGUCGGCUCCUGGGAACCGUCCUCGGACGCCGCCUCCACCUCCAAUCCUCCUCCCAGUGGUUCCGACUCUGCCACCCGCCUCCCCGCUGCCGCCCACUCCUCCCCCAGCGUCGUCUCUGCUCCCUCCGCCUAUGAUGCCCCCUGCCGCGUCCAUCAAGACACCGGUCCGCAGCGUAGUAACUGAGACCGUCAGUACCUAUGUUGUCCGGGAUGAGUGGGGAAACCAGAUCUGGAUUUGUCCUGGAUGUAACAAACCGGAUGAUGGCAGUCCGAUGAUUGGAUGUGAUGAUUGUGACGACUGGUAUCACUGGCCUUGUGUCGGGAUCCUUACGCCGCCCCCGGAGGACCAGCCGUGGUUCUGUGUAAAAUGUUCCAGCAAGAAGAAGGACAAAAAACACAAGAAGAAGAAACACAAACCCCACUGAGACUAUGCAAAAAAUAAACAAACUGUCAUAUUUUGGACUUUCUCAAUUAGAGCCAUUAUUGAUCGCUGGUGGCACUGCUGUAAAAAAUAGAAGAGAGAGUAAGAGUUUGUGGUGACGUUACCUUCUGGGUAUACCUCAGCCACUAUGCCAGCACAUACUCAGCCUUAGCCCUGUGGGGGCUUUUUUCCCUUUAUCACCUGCAAAAUGUUUGCUUGUUAUUUUGUUUCCCCGACUCUUUGGCCACCCUGGCAGAUAUGUCCGUGAAGACCACAUCAACCUUUUAGAAGAUCAGAGCUAAACGUUGGAGAAAAGAGAUCAGCCGACCGUGUUUCUGGUUGCUCUCCGUUUCUGCAAGAAGACUGGCCUCGUCGGACCUUUCUGCAGGUUCUUGCAGUACCAUUGAAAUGUCAUGUAUAUAAAGAUGAUUGCAUCAGGCAUGUAUAAAUAUGUAAAUACCA
This is a messenger RNA of Girardinichthys multiradiatus, 3484 nucleotides long. It is a transcript of the gene taf3, whose product is annotated as TAF3 RNA polymerase II, TATA box binding protein (TBP)-associated facto. NCBI's taxonomy places the organism in Eukaryota, Metazoa, Chordata, Actinopteri, Cyprinodontiformes, Goodeidae. The transcript has 7 exons. Gene Ontology annotation, cellular component: transcription factor TFIID complex. The record is from RefSeq and is a predicted model, not a curated record. Gene Ontology annotation, molecular function: protein heterodimerization activity. The coding region runs from base 210 to 3026 and encodes 938 amino acids.